Solanum verrucosum is the source of this 1579-nucleotide messenger RNA. RefSeq lists its product as uncharacterized. Lineage: Eukaryota; Viridiplantae; Streptophyta; Magnoliopsida; Solanales; Solanaceae. The record is from RefSeq and is a predicted model, not a curated record. The coding region runs from base 220 to 1338 and encodes 372 amino acids. The transcript has a single exon.
AAAUUUCUCAAAAUCCACUAACCAAAAAUAUCUGACUCUUCUUCUCUCUCCUUCAAACUUGCCUGUUUUCCCCCUAAACUCUACCCGCCAUUUCCGACCUCCCAAAACAAUUAUGCAAUUCCAACAACUAAUCACAAAAAAUAAAUCACCGUUCUAUCACCACCGUCUCCGGCACGGUGGCCGGCGAAUCAUUCACCACCAACCACCACAACUUUCUCUAUGAGAAAAUCACCUUUCUAUGUUGCUAAUGGCUCCGAAGCAUCUCUUUCAUCUUUUCCGUUAAUACCAGGUUCUACGAUAUUAUCUACGCCUUCACAUAUCCCUUCCAAUUUCAAUUCCAGUUUGCCGCUACCGGAUCCAUACUCGAAUUCUACUUUCCUUUUUCCUUCUGCUCCUGUUGUUGACGGAACCUUUGAUUUUGUAACAAUUUGUUUUAUCUCCGGUCUUCUUCUUCUUUCUCUACUUUCGUUUGUGUUUAUCUUCCAUCUCCGUCUUAGAUCUCGUCAAUAUCCGCACCUUAAAAAUUUCAAUUCUCUGUGGACCGUCCGUUUACUCCUUGUUUUCUUCGCUAUUCUUUGGGCGUUAAACGAAGUUUUCCGGCUAAAUUUCAUUCGCCGGAAUUACAUUCUCCCUUUCUUACCACCUCUAACCCUAAAUCAACAAGCAAAUCUGUGUAAAGUUCAUGUGGUUCUCUCUGUGGGUUUAUUUGAACCGGCGUUCUUAACCACCCUUCUUUUCUUAGUAAACGUGUCCAUUAAGAAUCAAAGUCCAAGUGGAAUUUGGGCUGUUAUCGUCGUCUGGCCGAUUUGUUUACCUCUUUUGGUGCUUCAGAUCCUUGCUGUAUUCUUCUCCCCAUUGCAGAAGCAUCUACCGAUAUACCUGCAUUCUAGCUCCUUCGUUUCAACAGAUAUUUUGGGGAACCAGACGGUGCUCUGUACUUACCCUGUGUAUAGUUCUAUUUUGUUUGGGGGAUUUACUGUUGCUUACUUGUUAGCCUUUGUAAUUUCGUGUUGGAGAGUUAUCUCCUUUGUAAUUAACAGAAAAAUUCAGGUACGGGUGAAUUUGCUGGCGACUUCUUUCAUGAUUGCGUUGCCUUUGCAGAUUCUGUGCUUAGUAUCAUUACCAAUUCGGCCGCCGGAUGACCCAUUCCACUGUGUUUCCAUGCUGGUGAUGUUCUUAGCUGUUGCGUGGUGUAUAACGGUUGGGGAGGUUACUUUGGUAAUUAAGCCGAUUGCAGAUGCAUUUGCCGCUGGUAGAGCAAGUAGCUGCCGUUUGAAUCCCGGAACUACGUUAGGACAUCCGAACGGUGAUGGAGGAAGAGUGGAAGGACAGAGUUAAGUAGCAAUGAGAAGUGGCCAUGAUCGCCGGCGGAGGACAUCAUGGUCAUUUUACUAAUCAACAGAGGGCGUUAUAGUUAUUAGUUAGUAUAGUUUAAUAUGGCCCUCUUUAUGUAAUUCUUAGAAAUUAGUGUACCAUAUAUGUAAUUAGCAGCUUAUGAAAUGGCCAACUCUUCUCUUUCCCCUGUUACAGAGAUUGUUUUCAUACUGUAAUGAGAAAUAUUGCUGCUUUAUUAUUGUUA